This is a messenger RNA of Puccinia triticina, 786 nucleotides long. RefSeq lists its product as uncharacterized. Lineage: Eukaryota; Fungi; Basidiomycota; Pucciniomycetes; Pucciniales; Pucciniaceae. The transcript has 2 exons. The record is from RefSeq and is a predicted model, not a curated record. Bases 1 to 786 code for a protein of 261 amino acids.
AUGACUUCGACCGCCGCCCACGCAGAUAAACAACCUCUCAGUCCCUCGACAGACACCCCUCGGGUACGGUUCGAAAAAAAUAAUGUCGACGAUGAAGAAGAAGAGGCAAGACUCCGUCGAGGGUCAGUCUCGAAAGACCUUCGCAACCAAAUCGCACUCCGAGGAAUCAUUGGGCGAAACGCUGUCAGUCAAGGCUAUGCUACCACUCGAUCAUUUGGCCGCUCUCAGUCGGAGGCGUCCAUCUUCCGACCGGACCCCAAGCCGGAGCUCGAGCCCCCGGCGGCCGAAGGCGCGCUGGACAACCCAUCCAACACGUUAUGGAAGUCGAGAUACACGCAACUGAACCGGGUCAAGUCGACCUCGUCGGUGAUCAGCGGCUUGAACGACGACGUGCUUCGCGCGGGGUGGCGACGAAACGAGCCCGGCCCCCUCUGGGAACAGUCCCGGGAGCUCGACUACGACCGGCAAGCAAUCACCAAGAUCCCCGAGUUGGACGAGGGCGACGGAUUCGAUGUCGAGGACAUGGAACUCGACGUCGACUCCUCCCCGAACGACAUGGCGAGCUUGAUCCUCAGCGACGAUACCAUCGAAUCCGCCGACCAGCUCCGUCCCUUGCCUUCCGCAAAACUCGACUUCUCCUCCGCCCUCAAUUCCCAGACUACUAAACGUCAGCUCGGUAAGACUAAAUCUAUGCCUGUCGGUGGCGCCUUCGGUACCAGACCCCAUCAGGAGAAGUUCCAUCGCGAAUUCGAUUGCACGUUCAUGCGCAUGGAUGUCGAAUUUUGA